CUCCUAAUAUUAAAAUUGAUAACAAUCAAGGCUGGCAGCAAGUUCUUAUUGUAUUAAAAAAACACAAAAAACAGACUCAAAUUAACCUAGACUGGGAGGAAUUUUAUUAUCGAGUAAACUUUGUUCAG
Molecule: messenger RNA, 128 nt
Organism: Racocetra fulgida
Lineage: Eukaryota; Fungi; Glomeromycota; Glomeromycetes; Diversisporales; Gigasporaceae
Source: the annotation of a GenBank genome assembly